Molecule: messenger RNA, 2680 nt
Organism: Myripristis murdjan (pinecone soldierfish)
Lineage: Eukaryota; Metazoa; Chordata; Actinopteri; Holocentriformes; Holocentridae
Product: periaxin-like
Exons: 5
Coding region: 61-2235 (724 amino acids)
Biological process (GO): regulation of RNA splicing
Cellular component (GO): costamere; nucleus; cytoplasm
Molecular function (GO): protein binding
Source: RefSeq, a predicted model, not a curated record
GCAAAGAAAGGCAAAAAGUCUGGGAUUGGGUCCCUUUUUGACAAGCGCUCAACUCCAAAAAUGAGUAAACUUAAAGAAGUUCACAGCCCGGAGUCAGAGGUGAUAGUGAACACAGCAAAAGAUGGAGGUGCAGAGGGUCUUGUUUUUAGUGGAGGAGGAAAAGAUGGACUCUUCAUUAAAGAAGUGGUGCCAGAGUCACCCGCUUCAAAAAACCUGAGUGUAAAGGAAGGUGAUCAGAUUCUGAGUGCCACUGUUUAUUUUGACAAUGUGACAUACGAGGAUGCCAUUCAGAUCCUGGAACACGCUCAGGCUUACAAAGUGAAGCUCUGCCUGAAACGGAAGCCAGACAUCACAGAGAGUGAACCGGGGGACGAUAUGUCCACUCCAGAGAUGAGGGAGCCAGGAAAAACAAAAAGGCAUGGUGAUGCUCGCAUUUCAUGGCCAAAGUUUCCCUCAUUCGGAAAAGGACGCAAGUCCCACUUCAAAAGGUCUCACAGUUCCUCAGAGGCUGAUGAGCAGAGGAAGCUGGAGCUGAGUCCCACCACAAGUGACACAGAGUCACCAAUAAAAACUCAGGAGGCUCUCAAAGGCAAGAAGAGGCACAAGGUGAAGCUUUCUGUACUGAAGAAGAGAGGCCGCGUAAGCUCAUCUGAAGACCAGGAUACAGAUGUACCAACACCUGGACCUGUCAAUGGAGUUGAUGUUCACCAGACACAGGGGCCAUCAGAUUUAAAUUCACCUGAGUGCCUUGACAGCCCCUCUGGACAAACUCCUCAAGUCUUUGUGACAGACAAUCUGGACGUAAUGGCAGGCUCUGACAAACACAAGGUGGAACUCAUUAGUGUAGACAGCACUCUGAAAACAACAGAUCUAACAAUGGCUCUGGCAGAUCAAGAAAGUCCCUCUGAACCAAAAAUAUUAGAUGCUGAUCCAGCGAAGACUGAGACAGACAGUGGGGUCCUUGGCUCUCCGAGUAAAUUUAAACUACCAUCAUUGAAAAUACCAAAGCUUGGUUUUUCAAAAUCCAAACCUGAAGAUGAAUAUGUCCCUGUUGAUACUCAAUAUGAACAAAAUCAGGAAAUGGAAAUGGCAGUUGAGUCACAAGGACCUGGGAAAUCACCCAAAUUAACUUUAACAUCAUUUGGUGAAAUCCUCAAAAGUAUUGAUGUUGAAUUUGAUGUUCCAACAAUAGAAGAAGUGGAAGAAAAGCUUUCACCCUCAAAGGAGGUGUGUGGACAAGAUGAACUCAGUGUUCAGACAAAGCAUCCACAGAAAGAGGACGAAAUGACAGAAACAAAAAGCAAACAAAAAUUCAAAUUUCCUGGGCUGAGUUUUAGUUGGUCACCAGAGGAAGCUGAAACAGGUGACAGUGGACAUAUGGCAGAUACAACUGGAGGUGCAAAGCAGCCAGAGAAGAAGCAAACAAAUAUCAAGCAAGAUCCAGGUAAAAGUCCUGAGAGGGCUGGCUGGUUAAAAUUCCCCAAAUUUGGACUGUCUUCUCCAUCAGAACCUGGCAAGGGUUCCAAAAAAGAGGACCAUGAGAGUGAAAAGAGCCCCACAAUGGACACAAUGGACGAGGAUGUUAGCACAACCUGCUCAAUUCGCUCAUCUGAUGCUUUUGCUGAUAUUAGCUCUACUGUAACAAGUGAACAAGUUGGCCUGUCUUUAUCCUCUCCAACCAAGGUAACUGUGAAAUACUCAGAUCCUAAUGCCACUAUGGGUCUUGGAGAGGUUCAUGGUAAUGUCAUUACUUCCACCACAAGAACUGAGCGGAUCUCAGUUGAGCCCAACUUGCCUGAAAAAGUCACUAUACCAUCCUCUGAUGUUUCAUCUUCAUCAGCCGACACUCUCAAACUGGAAUCUGGAAAAAUACACGUCAUAAAAUCAAAUAUACAAGCAACCCCAGAGGCGCAGCAUGCCAAGCUACUAACAGAUUUCAAAGUCCAAACAGCUGGAGGCCUGCCCCUAAAAUCAGAGUCCAAAGAAGCUACAUCGUGGUCUACAGAAGAGACAUAUAAAACACAGGGUGGCAAGACAACAUUUGUUAAGAGGCAUGUAGUUAGGGAAACAUCAAGUGAAAACAGAGAAACAGUUGUCAUAACUAAACAAAUGACACAUGUAUAUGGCGUAGACCCUGCUGAGCCCAUCUCAGAUGAAACAGCAUCAUCUAUUCAACGGCUAAAAGACUCUGUGCACACUGAGAAAAUGAGGUUUUUUGAUAGAGCCAAGAAGUAAAAUAACUUGUGGUGAACAUGGUGUGAAGCAAAACUUCUCAUCAACUAGCCUCAGUGGCCGGUAUAUUCAGAACUUUACGGGCCAAAUCAGUCGUGGAAUGGCAAAAUGAGAUCGAAAAAUGGUUGGCAAUCUGACAAAGUGGCCAGCAGAAAGAACAAACUUACCAACCGCAGGAUAGAUUUGUUGGUGUUUGGAUGUUGGCUGGCAUUAGGUUGCAUGUCAAAGACCUGCAAAGAGAUGAAAAGCUAAUAUAAUUUACAAUGAAAAUGUGAUGAAGUUGUAAAUACACAGUGUAAUCGAGUGCCCUUAUAGCAUUCAGUACAGGGCUUUAUGAAAUAUCCUUGCUUAUGAUACAGAAUUAAAGUAAGCCAUGUCUCCUUAUGAUAAAAAAAAAAAAAAAACUGGUAAUUUUUCAAUCUUUUAUGUAGAACAUAGGUCAGAGUUA